UGGCUAAAGCACGUCUAAAAAUGUUGGCUCUAAGAUCGUUAUUUCUGGUUUUGGCUCUUUCGCCAGGUUUUUUAGAAGGAGCUCGCAUACUGGCCUUAUUUCCCAUACCGAGCCCUUCUCACUAUUUUUACUCAUUGCCCUACCUAAAAAGCUUGGCCACUUUGGGCCAUGAAAUAACUUUGGUAAGUCCGUUUCCGGCAAAAGAGGCUGUGGAUAAUAUACAUAAUAUUUAUGUGCCGGAACUAUUUGACAAUGUCGAGGAAGUAAUCAAUUAUUUAAGUACGAGUAAAUCUAAAGGCAUUUGGGAAGUAAAUGAAUACGUCAACAACUAUAACCUAAACCUCGCAAAAACAGUGUUGAACAAUGACGCAGUUCGUCGGGAGAUUUUGAAACCAGGAAAGGCCCAGUUUGAUCUGAUCAUUACUGAUCUGUGGCGUUUCGAUGCUCUUUAUGGCUUGUCGGCCUAUUUCGAUGCCCCAAUAAUAGGAAUCGCAACGUAUGGCAAUGAUUGGAAAAUCGACGAGUUGGUUGGUAACAUAUCCCCGAUUUCGUAUCUUAAGUCUACUUCGUACUAUCACCAUGACUUGAGAACUUAUAGAGGUCGUCUGGCAUAUUUUGUGGACCAAUCUUUAUCUUGGAUUAACUGGCAUUGGCGAUAUGCGGAGAAGCAUGAAGCCCUCUACAGAAAGUAUUUUCCUAAAAUAGCUGAUAAGCAGCCACUGUCUGCGAUAUGUCGAAACUUUUCCCUGGUUUUGAUUAAUCAUCAUUUUACUCUGGGUGCACCACGCCCUUUUGUUCCAAGUCUAAUCGAAGUUGGUGGCAUGCACAUUAAUGAGCAACCAAAAGCGUUGCCCAAGGAGUUUGAGGACUUCAUCCAAGGAGCUGGUGAACAUGGAGUCAUUUACUUUUCUCUCGGAACCAAUGUUAAGACCGAAAAUCUGUCAGAGGAUCGCAAGAAAAUAUUGAUCGAAACAUUUGAAAGCCUGCCACAGCGAGUCCUGUGGAAAUUCGAAGAUGAAAAUUUGCCGGGAAGGCCCUCGAAUGUGUUGAUCAGCAAAUGGUUUCCUCAGCAAGAUCUACUGGCUCAUCCAAAAGUUAAACUAUUUAUUACCCAUAGUGGAUUACAAAGCACUGUUGAAAGCAUUCAUAGUGGCACACCGAUGUUGGGACUGCCCUUCUUUUAUGAUCAGUAUCGAAACGUGGCCCAAGUAAAGGAACUUGGUCUGGGGUUGUCUCUCAAUUUUAUGGAUAUGACAGGCGAUGAGUUUAAGAGCACUAUUAUUGAGUUGUUGACAGAGAAAAAAUAUGACAUCGCUGCUAGAACAGCAGCAGCUCGACAUCGAGAUCAACCCAUGAAACCUCUGGAAACGGCAAUCUGGUGGACUCACUAUGUCCUUCGACACAAAGGAGCACCUCAUAUGCGGGUGGCUGGCAGGGAACUGGACUUCUUCACCCAUCACAGCCUAGAUAUCUUGGGGACUUUUCUUAUUGGAUUUUUGCUUAUUCUUGCAAUUGUUGCUAUGUGUGUUAAAAAAAUCCUAAAAAGUGUUUUUCGAAGCAGAAAGCAUAAAACGUUGCAGAAGAAAAAAGUCAGAUAAAAUGUAUUGAAAAUAUAAUUAACAUUUAAUUAGCUGUUUUACUUUUCAAGCAAAGUUAAAAAUAGAUUUAAAAACGUGAUCCAAAAUAUGUAAUCUUUAUCAACGUUUGUAGUCGAGUCGAAAUAAAUAUAUUACUCAGAUUAA
Molecule: messenger RNA, 1742 nt
Organism: Drosophila ficusphila
Lineage: Eukaryota; Metazoa; Arthropoda; Insecta; Diptera; Drosophilidae
Product: UDP-glucosyltransferase 2
Exons: 2
Coding region: 21-1598 (525 amino acids)
Molecular function (GO): UDP-glycosyltransferase activity
Source: RefSeq, a predicted model, not a curated record